GGGAAGUUGAAUUUUUGACAAAGUCAAAGUUGAUUAAGUUAAUCGUUAAAUUAAUGAAUCAAUUGCGUGAUUAAUCAUAAAGAUCAGUGAUUGAUCCUGAGCAGAAAUCAAAAAAUGAAAUGUUGAACAUUUCCAAAAGACAAUUACAAUUAAUGAAUUACAAUAACUUCGUUAACUAUGUAAAUUUAAAUACACUUUUCUCUGCUAAUUAAAGUUUGUGGUGUUGAUUACAAUAUAGAACUUUUAAUUGUUAUUUAUGAUUAAUGGAAAAUACAAUAUGACCAAUCAAAAAUAUCGUGAAUUUGACCGGACCGAAUCAAUUAUCCAUCGGUGGUUAGCAAUUAGAUCAACACCAAUAUUAAUUGUCCAACUACUUAAUUUGAUUGAAAAAUCUGGACUCCGUUGGUGCUGUACCUUUCGUGGGUACCAACAGGUCAAUCGGAUAACACGGAAACAUUACAUUAUCGGACUGACCCUUGAUUUCGUCGGCUUGUUGACCAUCGCCAAAGGAUUUGUCGUUCUCUUCGUAUCGAACUCAAAUGUCCAAAUGUAUCUGGGUGACCUGUUCAUCGGCUCAUCGGUUCAUAAUAUCCAAACAAUGAUGAUCAAUAUGCUUCUAUUAUUGGCCUGUGGUCUAAGAUACUUCGGCUUUUACACUGAAAGAAAAGGUAGAGUUGAACCCUUGACACUUUAUUAUCGAUUAAAAAGUUCGGCAAUUAAUUGUGAACAAUUUAAAUUAACACCUUCUCAUUGUUCGAGUAUGAGAAAAAUUUUCUAUAUUUUUGGACAGUUUUAUCUCAUCGUAACACCGAUAACUUGUUUCGCAAUUUCGACCUGGAUUAUUUAUGCCUUUUACACCAAUCAGAUCAACUUUUCGAGUACAAUCAGUUUACUGACCACUGGUCUAUGGACGAUUGUCACUUGUACCAUUUUCACCUUAGGCGCUUACCCGACAAUCUGGUUGUACAUUCACAUCUCAAUGAUAAUCACUUUUGUCACCUUUUCAUUGGCAUCUAAUCAAUUAUUUGGUAAACAAUUGAUUGUCGAUAAAGAUCAGACCAAUGAAAAUGGUCAAUCGGUCAAAUAUUUAGUCCAACAGAAUAAAAUUUACAAUUUUAUCUAUCAGAUGACCAUUGGAAUGGGUCAAGUUUUCUGCUACGGGAUAAUCAUCGUAACGGGUACCGGUAAUUUCGCAAUGUUUGUCAGUCUUUUCAUUGGAACGGGAAGUGGCCUAUUCGAUUAUUUUAUUCUCGCAGUUGGUUGUAUGUCAUUUAAUUCAAUUGUUAUAAUCAAUAUGUUAUCAUCAUUCACAGCGAACCAGGCUUUAAUUUGCCAAAAAGUUAACUAUCAAAUCGGUAGACAUUGUAAACUGGAUUUAAAGACGCAAUUAAAGCUUUUAUCAACUUGUGAACGAAUCAAUAUUCACAGAAUUGGAUUCAGUCUUGGAGGACUUUACACUUUAGAUUCAUAUCAUUUUCUUUUGGUAAGUUAAUUACAAUUAGCGAAAAUGUUAAACAAUCAAACUUAAUUGCUAAUGGAAAACCAAAACUUUUAAUCAAUAGUUUCUAUUGGAAAAUG
Panonychus citri (citrus red mite) is the source of this 1578-nucleotide messenger RNA. RefSeq lists its product as uncharacterized. The transcript has 3 exons. Bases 257 to 1492 code for a protein of 411 amino acids. The record is from RefSeq and is a predicted model, not a curated record. Lineage: Eukaryota; Metazoa; Arthropoda; Arachnida; Trombidiformes; Tetranychidae.